Thyridium curvatum is the source of this 1254-nucleotide messenger RNA. RefSeq lists its product as uncharacterized. The transcript has a single exon. NCBI's taxonomy places the organism in Eukaryota, Fungi, Ascomycota, Sordariomycetes, Thyridiales, Thyridiaceae. Bases 1 to 1254 code for a protein of 417 amino acids. The record is from RefSeq and is a predicted model, not a curated record.
AUGAAGGCGUGUGUGAAAAGAAUCUCCCGAACGCUGACAGCUCUCCUCUCCCCCGCGCACCCGCGAUGUAGCCACCUCCUGGGCAAGAAGUCGUGGAACGUCUACAAUGCCGACAACAUCGAGCGCGUCCGGCGCGACGAGGCCGCCGCCGCGGCGCGCGAGGCCGAGCGGGAGCGCCGCAUGCAGGAGGACGACGCCGCGCGGCGCCUGGCCAUCCUGCGCGGCGAGGAGCCGCCGCCGCCGCCGCUCCCCGAACCUGGGCCCGAUGCCGACGGUGACAAUGCCGCCGCCAGACCUCUGCACAGGGAGUGGGGGCCACCGUUCGAGGGCAGGAAGCGCAAGAGGCGCGGCGAGGACGACACGGACUUUGAGAUGAGGGUCGCGCGGGAGAGGGCCGAGGUGGGCGACCGGGCGGCGCGGGAGAUGGGGCGGGGCGCCGGCGGGGCGCGUGCGGGUCGGGGCGGGAAGGAGGUGUCGCUCGUGGAUGCCAGGGGCCACAUCGAUCUCUUCGGCGCGGCCAGGGCGGAUGAUGAGGAGGCCGCGCGGCGCGGCGGCAACGAGACGCGGAGGGACGGCCGGCCGCCGCGGAGGGAGGAGAAGCCCGCCACCGCGGCCGCGACCUCUGCGGCCGCAGAGGGCUGCGGCAUGCGCUUCGCCGACGCCGGGGGGCGGCGGGCCGGCCUCGCCGACGGGAGGAAGCCGUGGUAUGCCGCGCGGGAGGAAGCCGAGCCGCAGGGCGCGGCGGCGGCCGGCGAGAUGCAGGUCAAGCCCGAGGACGCCUUCGGGAGGCAAGACCCCGGGCGCAAGGCGCGCGAGGUGGCGCGCCUCUCGGCGGGAGACCCGCUGGCCGCGAUGAGGAGCGGCGCCAGAAAGGUCCGGGAGCUGGAGCGGGACAGGAGGAACGAGAGGGAGGAACGCGAGAGGGAGCUGAGGGACCUGAGGCGAGAGGAGAGGCGGCGGGAGAAGAGGCGGAGACACGAGGGGAGGAAGCGCUCCGGCGCUGACGGCGGCGACGACCUGGAGAGCCUCGAGGGCUUUAGCCUCGAUGCCCCGCCACCUUCGAAGCAGUCGGACAAGAAAUAUCGUGACGAACGGCACAGAGACAGGCACAGGGAUGAAGACAGGCACCACCGGGAGAGGGAUAGAUCUAGCAGAGACGAUGAGAAGGAUUACCGCCGGCCUAGGAGCGACCGGGAACGCAGUGACGGGCAUCGAAGCCACCACCGCCACCGCCACCAUGAACAUUCUCGAUAG